Molecule: messenger RNA, 6359 nt
Organism: Pseudopipra pipra
Lineage: Eukaryota; Metazoa; Chordata; Aves; Passeriformes; Pipridae
Gene: AP1G1
Product: adaptor related protein complex 1 subunit gamma 1
Exons: 22
Coding region: 1-2436 (811 amino acids)
Biological process (GO): Golgi to vacuole transport; intracellular protein transport
Cellular component (GO): AP-1 adaptor complex; Golgi apparatus; membrane coat
Molecular function (GO): clathrin-cargo adaptor activity
Source: RefSeq, a predicted model, not a curated record
AUGCCAGCCCCCAUCAGACUGCGGGAGUUGAUCCGGACCAUCCGGACAGCAAGAACCCAGGCAGAAGAGCGUGAGAUGAUCCAAAAGGAAUGUGCUGCUAUCCGGUCGUCCUUCCGAGAGGAAGAUAACACAUACCGAUGCAGGAACGUGGCAAAGCUGCUGUAUAUGCACAUGCUGGGAUAUCCUGCACAUUUCGGACAGUUGGAGUGCCUCAAGCUCAUUGCCUCUCAGAAAUUCACAGACAAGCGCAUUGGGUAUUUAGGUGCCAUGUUGCUGCUGGAUGAGAGACAGGAUGUCCAUCUUCUUAUGACCAAUUGCAUCAAGAAUGACCUUAAUCACAGCACACAGUAUGUGCAGGGGCUGGCACUCUGUACUCUUGGCUGCAUGGGCUCCUCAGAAAUGUGCAGAGACCUUGCAGGAGAGGUGGAAAAGCUCCUCAAAACUUCCAACUCCUACUUGAGGAAGAAGGCAGCCCUGUGUGCUGUUCAUGUCAUCAGAAAGGUGCCUGAACUCAUGGAGAUGUUCCUGCCAGCCACCAAAAACUUGCUGAAUGAGAAGAACCAUGGUGUUCUUCACACAUCAGUUGUCCUUCUCACAGAGAUGUGUGAGAGAAGCCCAGACAUGCUUGCACACUUUAGAAAGCUUGUUCCCCAAUUAGUUCGUAUUCUGAAGAACCUUAUCAUGUCUGGAUAUUCACCAGAGCAUGAUGUGUCUGGGAUCAGUGACCCCUUUUUGCAGGUACGAAUCCUGCGGUUACUAAGAAUUUUAGGGAGAAAUGAUGAUGAUUCUAGUGAAGCAAUGAAUGAUAUACUUGCACAGGUUGCCACUAACACAGAAACAAGUAAAAAUGUGGGAAAUGCCAUUCUAUAUGAAACUGUGCUGACUAUUAUGGACAUAAAAUCUGAGAGUGGCCUGAGAGUCUUAGCCAUUAACAUCCUAGGCCGUUUCUUAUUAAACAACGACAAAAAUAUUAGAUAUGUAGCCCUGACGUCAUUGUUGAAAACGGUGCAGACAGACCAUAAUGCAGUACAGCGACACAGAAGCACCAUUGUGGACUGCCUGAAGGAUCUGGAUGUCUCCAUUAAAAGGCGUGCAAUGGAACUGAGUUUUGCUCUUGUUAAUGGGAACAAUGUCCGUGGAAUGAUGAAGGAGUUGCUGUAUUUUCUAGAUUCCUGUGAGCCAGAGUUCAAAGCAGACUGUGCAUCUGGAAUAUUUCUUGCAGCUGAAAAAUAUGCUCCUUCCAAGCGCUGGCACAUAGACACGAUUAUGAGAGUCUUAACAACGGCAGGAAGUUAUGUUCGUGACGAUGCUGUUCCCAAUCUGAUCCAGCUAAUAACCAAUAGUGUGGAGAUGCAUGCCUACACUGUGCAGAGACUCUACAAAGCCAUCCUUGGAGAUUACUCUCAGCAACCCCUGGUGCAAGUGGCCUCCUGGUGCAUAGGAGAGUAUGGAGAUCUUCUGGUGUCCGGUCAGUGUGAAGAGGAGGAACCAAUACAGGUAACAGAGGAUGAAGUUCUUGAUAUUUUAGAAAGCGUCCUGAUAUCUAAUAUGUCUGCAUCUGUGACACGAGGCUAUGCUCUCACUGCCAUCAUGAAGCUUUCCACAAGGUUCACCUGCACUGUCAAUCGCAUUAAGAAGGUAGUUUCCAUCUACGGCAGCAGCAUCGAUGUGGAGCUGCAGCAGAGAGCCGUGGAGUAUAAUGCACUUUUCAAGAAAUAUGAUCACAUGAGGCCAGCACUGCUUGAGAGAAUGCCAGUAAUGGAGAAAGUCACCACAAAUGGCCCUACUGAGAUUGUACAGACCAACGGAGAGACAGAGCCAGUGGUACUGGAAACCAAACCUCCACCCUCUGGAUUGCAGCCUGCCAGCCAGGCAAAUGAUUUAUUGGACUUAUUGGGUGGAAGUGAUAUAACACCUGUAAUCCCCACUGCACCUACAAGCAAGCCAGCCUCUGCUGGUGGGGAGCUCCUUGACCUCCUGGGAGACCUCAACCUAACAGGUUCUCCAGUAUCUGCCCCUGCACCCCAGAUAGCACAGCCUCCAUUCCUGCUCGAUGGACUCACAUCACAGCCUCUCUUCAAUGAUAUUGCUGCAGGAAUCCCCUCCAUUACUGCAUACAACAAGAACGGGCUGAAGAUUGACUUCACCUUUGAGAGGUCGAACACGAACCCCAGUGUCACUGUAAUCACAAUACAGGCCUCCAACAGCACAGAGCUGGAUAUGACAGAUUUUGUUUUCCAAGCUGCAGUACCAAAGGUAGAGCCACUUAGGGCAACUACAGUGAGAGGUAGAGGGCCAGCUGCAAACACUCCCUGGGCGGUGCUUUCAUGUAGACAGAAAUUUGCAAGACAUUCCAGCUGCAGCUCCUGUCUCCCAGCAGCAGUGUCAUCCCUGCAUUUAACUCGGGGACCAUCACACAGGUCAUUAAAGUCCUGAAUCCACAGAAGCAACAACUACGUAUGCGGAUCAAGUUGACGUAUAAUCACAAGGGCUCAGCAAUGCAGGAUCUAGCAGAAGUCAACAACUUCCCCCCUCAGUCUUGGCAGUGAGGCUCUGGCACCAUUCUUAUUCUCAUCCCACCCAAUCAAAAGAACUCUGGGAAGAAGGUUGUGAUCCUUGGCAAUCCCCCAAACUGCACCAUGGGCAUGGGGAACAGAUGAGACCUGCUGAUGAGGAGGAAUUUUCCUGAAGUGAUUGCUGACUUUGAAGCAUAUCUGUUAAGACUAAUCUCCUCUCCUCCGCUGAUGAGGCUGGUGGCUUGUGGACGCUACUGUGCACUCCCUCACACAUGCAUUCACAGCCAGAAGCAACAUUCCCUUCUCCCCUUCCCCCGCCUUCCCCUGGCCCCUCAAAAAGAAACACAGCCUGGUUGGAAGAGAAGUCUGGAAUUUCUAGCAGGGAAACUUUCUUCUCUCUGAGCAGUUGCCCCUUCUUUCUGCUGUCUUUUUUCCCUGGGAUGGGCAAGGCGUGUCAUCAUUCAUUUCUAGCUGGAUUUCUUCAGGCAUUUUCAUCUGGGACUCAGAUGGGGACUUGGGGAAUGUCAGGCUGCCUUGCCUCUUUCUUCUUGUAUCCCAUAGGUCUGAAGGGGCUGGAGGCUUCUUAUGACCUUCUCAGUGCAUUAUUGUAUACACCCACCUCUUAGUUAUGUGAUGGCAUACAAAGAGCAAGUGAGGCCUUGGGAGUUCAUCUGCAAACCUGGGACAGUGCAGGAAAAGAGGUGCUGGCAAGAGCUGGUAAAAUUGCGUUUGGUGCUGUACUUGGAAAUGAAGACCUUACACUUGAAUUUUCUUUCUUUCUAUCAGUAGCUACAGCCAUGCAGAUCCACAGAGUCUUCUGUAGCUUCCCCAGAAAGUGUAGCGAGAUAUGAGAAACGUAGGGAUCCAAGGAGCAGCUGAUUUCCUACCACAGACGGUUUCAAAGUCUUUCACCCUGUUAGUUGUGGUUUAUGGGUAGAAAAGACACAUUCAGUUUUGUAGAUCAGUCUUUGGGCAAGGGCUCUGCUCCUGCUGGGAGAGUCAUCAGAGACUAUGCUGCAAAGUUGCUCUUCCUGGUUAUUCCAGACCUUCUCCCCAAUUUAAUUUCCAGAGCCUGUUGUAGACCCCCUGGGUUCCAUUUGAGUUACUUCUGACUGGGAUAUUUGUGUUGUAUCUGUAAUAUUGGCACUGAAAUAAAGACCAUGCGGUUUAAAGAGACCUUUCCCAUUUUGUUACUUAAUUGAUCCUUGUAGUUUACUCCUUGCUCCCCUUUCAGGAGAGUAAUGUGCCAGUUCAGGUUCAGACUGAAAGUAAUUUUACUGUGUUUUGAACGGAAGCCAGUUGUUUGAGUAUUUGGAUCCAAAGAGGUGAGGUACAGUACCCCUGUGAGCUCAUGGAAAGCUGUGUUCAGGAUGUUCCUGUGGAACUGCUGGUGGUGCAGUUCAGGGCGGUCUUUCAGAGGCCAUGCGUAGGACAUAAAGCACAGUGUGACAAACUGUUCAGAUAUUCAGUGCUCUUCAGGGAGGAAGAGGGGAGGAUACAUCUUAGAUCUUCAUCUAUGAGUGUGCUGGUAAGCUGAAGGUAGGGUGUGUCUGCUGCAGUUCUGUUUUAGGGCUUUCCGGACAGUGAUCGUUGAGUGCUCUCAUGGCAAACUUAGACACAGCUUUUUGUGUCCGCAGAAGUGCUAAUACUGGGCUCCAGACCUUGCCAAAAGUGUUGCAAGAGUGGUACACAGUGUAUUUUGGAAAAAUUGAAGACCUAUUCUGCCAUUGAAUUGGGAACAGGAGGACACUAAAGGUUGUUCAGUCUGCUUUGGUUUUAACUGCAUUAAGUAAUAUAAGGUAGGACUGACUGUCACUGACAUAAGUGCCAGUCAUGUGUUAGUGGAGUAAGUUUGUCUUCUCUCAGAGGCCUUUUUUACUACCUUACUGAUUAAACAGGUUUGGGCCUUUGGAUUAGCAAAGAGCUUUAUUCUAUUAGAACUGGCAUCAGCAUGGGGUUAUAAAAUCUAGAAGAAUAAUGUAUGAUUUCCUUAAAAGUAACUUUGGGUUGUGGUAGGGUCAUGCCUUGGCUAUCAGUGGUGGGAUAGAUCCUGUGCUUCUAUCUAGAAGCAUUAUGAAACAGGCAGUCUAGCAGGAAAUGGCUGAAUUAAGGUACAUUUCUGGUGCUGAGCAUUUAACUUUGUUGCUUUCACUGCAGUUCUGGCUAUUCAUCACCCCACUAGCUCAAACUCAGUGUUGAAAACUGACCAUGUUAAGUUUGUACUUCAGUGAGCUUUGAGGGCGUCCCAGAGAGAACACUAAUGGAAAGUCUUUGCCUUGGUUCCUGAGCUCCUUAUAAGCUCUCCUGUUCUCUUCACAGAAUUGUACAUGGUCACUUGUACUGAAAGCCACACACCUUGCUCUCCCUUUGGUUUUGCUGGGAAAGAGCACUGGUGCGGGAGAUUAGAUGGGAAGGAAGAAGGAAAUGGUCUGUCACCUGGCGAGUUUGUUGCAGCAGAGUUGGGAACAGUGUAUCUUGUCCCUCUUGUCAUGCUUGUGUUCUGUCCCUAGAGCAGCUGGGUUUUGCUGUUGGUCUCUGGUAAGCUUGUAGGAUGAAUUCCUUCUGUGUUCUUGGCUCCUUCAACCACCCCUUGCACCGUGUCUGUGCUUGGGGAAAUGGGCACUUUGUCACAUGGGGGCUGGAGGAGGUGGCAUGUGUACCCGAGAUGUGUUUUGCAGGAAGCCAUCCCUUGGCUAUGAAGAACUCUUUUGUAGCAGCCAAACAUUCCGCUUGUCCUUGGAGCUCUCUCCCCUCCUCACUAAGGGAUGGGCGCUGACAUUCUGCCAGAAGGAAGGCCAGGCUUCCCACCUUCCCGUACCCGCAGUCCCAGAUAACGCUGCUUGCUCCUUGACCCCUGUGUGCUCCUCAAGCUCUGUGCUGCUGCUGAGGUUUCCCUCUGGAGAGUACUCACACGUCUGAGGCACUCCCAGACUGAGUCCUCUUCCCACCAGCUGAAUGCAACAAUUCUUACAGGCCUGGUCAACGUUUUACUUGCUUCACUGUAAGGGGAAUAUAAAGGCAGCAAGAUACAGACUUCAUGGCUAAUCUUACUAACCUACAUGGAAGACUGGAGCUGGGAGAUAUUGAAUGUCUGUUUUUUUCAAGUGAAUGUAUUUUGAGUCAAAAAAUGACAGAAACAAUAGUGGCCAUAUUGGGCCUGAAGGGGGAGGAGACAUGGGAAGGUCCUAAAGUCGACUUUAUCCAGGUUUUGAUGGGACAAAAUAUGGCCUUGAACAACUUAUUGAAGCAAUAGCAGUGAGGGGACUGCCACCUUUACAGUACCUUGGAUCUAUAACUUGGAAGAUGCUGAAACAGCUGGGAAAGGUGCCAGUGCCUUCCCUGAGGCUGGUCCCAGCUGUGAGCUGCGGCAGCAAUGAUGCUGGUGCACUUUUAUGUGUUCAUUUUCUACUUGGAGGCUGUGAGGGAAGGAGCUGCUGGACUACUUCCCUCUGAACUUUCACUCUAUUCCUGUAUAUUUCUUUUUCUUUCCUGAUGUUGUAAUUUAAAUUUUGCAUAGAGCCCCAAUUCCACCUCUUUGACAGUAUAGAGAAAAAAAUUAGCAAACAAAAAACCCCAUGAAAAUACAACCCCCCAACAAACCCAACCAAAUUUGAAGUAAGAACAUGCCAUUUGAGCAGGGAGCCUGGUGGCACUUGAAAUUCUGGAGACCUAUUUUUGAGAUGUGAAAAAUUUAAGUAAAUGCUGAGUCGUAGGUGAAUGAGGAGCUUAACGGAUGUAAACAUUUACAUGGGAUGCAUUAGACUUCUGCUGUGUGUAUUGUCUUUUGGUUGAAACAAAUUAUGAAGUGACUAAUAAAAUGAGUCAAUAUUCAAUGAUUUAAAA